AUGUUGACAAAGGCAAUCGCGGACAAGAAGCAGGCAGCCACGAAUGUUGCGCUUUGCUCAGUACAUCUGAUGGGCAUCUACGAGAAUCUUACCAGCGUACAGCGGAAAGGCACCUUUCUGGCUCACAACCAAGGCGCAAAUGCUAUGCUUCAAUUGCGGACGGUUGAGGAGUUCUACAGCGACAUCAUAUCAGCCAGACUUUACGAAGUCAUCUAUGCACAUCUGCUAUUAGGCAACUUACAGGCAGCAAGACGCCCGCAAAUACCUACUAGAGAUGUGGUCAAAGUAGACGAAUUACUCCCAAGCCUAUACAAGAACUCCAACGCCUUUGUCAUUCGUCUGAUAUGGCGAGCGGCAAUGCUACAUGCCAGAUGGCACGAAAUCAAGCAAAGUCCAAACCCACCAACAAACCGCAUGGCCUUGCAAGAACUUCUACAGAGCGCUCUCGAACUAGAAAGCGACUACGAAGCUUGGGAGGCAAACGUCACACCGGCAUGGAACUAUCACAUGACACCCAACACACCGGAGGCUCGGUCGACCUACGACGCCAAGUUGCAAAAGCUUUUCUUGGGUUGCCCAGGCGCACCGGAAGAGAUUCACAUAUACCCGAGCUUGAAGCGUGUCUGGAUCUGGGGCUUCUACCGUACAAGCCGCAUACUUGUUCUACGUGAUCUGCUCGAGAUGUUGAAUUGGAUGUUGAGAUUCCGGGACCCUUGCCUAUCUUUCCGUCCUCAAGAAGCCCCGGGGCAGUCCAUGCCUACUGCUCUAAGUAAUGCAAAUCUCCGCACGCAUCACUCGGUCGCUACCGCCCGCCUAGUCGAGGUCAUCGAGAAGAACUGUUCUUCCAUACUUGGCAGCUUUACUGUACCGAUAGAUACGAAAUCUGCCACCGACAUAUGUGGUAUGCGGGGCUAUAUCUGCAUAUGGCCCCUGGGUACGAUGGAUUCAGUACUCAGCUCAGGUCUUGUGCCGGAUAGCAAUGCAGGCAAGCAACCGCACAGCGCUACUCACCUGCCAACACCACCGCCAGUUCACUCGCAACCACACCUGGCUACAUCCACAUCCAACGCGUCUUCCUCAAGCGAGCCGUCGACGGCCCUGGAAUCCUACGAGGCAGCACCGGCAUUUUCCGAACUCCGCAACAUCCGGACCAAGUCGCAAAGCGGCCAAUCUCCUGGCGCGAGUCCGCCAUCGAACACCCCGCUCUUGGACCAAAAUGCAAAGAAGAAUCACAUCUUUGACCCCAACCCUGCGCACCCGUACGAUCACCCGCUAGACCUACCUCCACUGGACCAUGGGGUUGAGCCCAGGAGGAUAGACAUUGCAGCGAGGCGAGAAUGGAUAAAUCGGCUGAUGUACUACAUGGCCACAGAACUGGGACUGAAGAAGGCGCUCUGGUGCCCAGUCAUGCAAGGCUACAUGCCCACCGUGAAACCCAUGGUUGACGAGAUUCUCAGCCAAGAAAGAGGUUUCUAA
Molecule: messenger RNA, 1476 nt
Organism: Alternaria conjuncta
Lineage: Eukaryota; Fungi; Ascomycota; Dothideomycetes; Pleosporales; Pleosporaceae
Exons: 3
Coding region: 1-1476 (491 amino acids)
Source: RefSeq, a predicted model, not a curated record